GGAGUAGUGUGUGAACAUCGGAUUUCUGCCUUGUUUCCCUGCAGGUGAUUCAGAAACUUCACAAUGCGGCUGGAAGAACUCAAAAGGCUCCAGCACACCCUGGGACAGGUCAAUGAUGGCAAAGACUUGCUUCAAAGCCAUCACCUUGCCAUGGAUGAAGAAAACAAUAUUGAAAAAUAUCAUAUCAACUUACAGCCCUUGGUAUCAAAAGUGAAAAUCAUCCAGCAAGCAUGGCGUGACUACCUGCAGCGCCAGGACUUGCCACACCAUGAGCAGCUGGACAAGCGCAGUCCCUCCCUGCCGUCGCUCUCCUCUGACAAGAUGAGCAGGUCCAUCAGCAUGAACACCUUUUCCGACAGCAGCACGCCGGACUCCAGGGAGGAUGGGAUGGAUUUAGGGAGCGACGCCGGCAGCAGCCGCUCCAGCUCGGAGUCCAACUCCAGCAAAGCCACGCCGUGCUCGGAGGGCAAGUCCUCGCCGUCCCCCAGCAGCCUGGACCUGGCGGCGCUGGAGGACUCGGAGGAGGAAGAGGAGGAGGAGGAGGACGGGGGCUACCUGCCCUCCCCGCCGGCGCGCCGGGACCCGCCGCGCUGCCCCGCCGGCGAUGCCCGCUGCCGCGCCGCGCCCGCCCGCCGGAGCGGCUCGCCCGCCGCCGCCGCGCCCCGCCGCCCCGCUACCGCCCGCCCGCGGCCGCACCAGCGCCCGCCGCCGCUGCCCCCGCAGGAGCGGCGGAGCGGCGGGGUGGCGGGGCCGGGCGGGCGGCGGGGCGGUGGGGCACAGCCCCCGCGGGAGCCGCAGCCGCCAGCCAUGGACUGGGCAGCCCUGGAGAGGCACCUGGCGGGGCUGCAGUGCCGGGAGCAGGAGCGCGGCCGCCGGGCCAACCCCGCCUCGGCCCAGAAGAAUGAGCGGGAGUCAAUCAGGCAGAAGUUGGCUCUGGGCAGUUUCUUCGAUGAUGGCCCGGGACUUUACACGAGCUGCAGUAAGAGUGGCAAGCCAAGCCUCUCCUCCCGAUUACAAAGUGGGAUGAACCUGCAGAUUUGCUUUGUGAACGACAGCGGCAGCGACAAGGACAGUGACGCUGAUGACAGCAAGACAGAAACCAGCCUGGACACGCCGUUGUCGCCCAUGAGCAAGCAGAGCUCGUCCUACUCUGACAGAGACACGACGGAGGAAGAGUCGGAGUCCCUUGAUGACAUGGAUUUCCUCACCAGGCAAAAGAAACUCCAAGCUGAAGCCAAAAUGGCCUUGGCCAUGGCAAAACCCAUGGCCAAAAUGCAGGUCGAGGUGGAAAAACAGAACAGGAAGAAAUCGCCAGUAGCGGAUCUUCUGCCACAUAUGCCUCAUAUAAGUGAAUGCCUGAUGAAGAGAAGUUUAAAACCCACUGAUCUAAGAGACAUGACUAUCGGGCAGCUACAAGUGAUAGUCAAUGAUCUCCACUCACAGAUAGAAAGCUUGAACGAAGAGCUAGUGCAGCUGCUUCUCAUUCGGGACGAGUUGCACACAGAGCAGGAUGCCAUGCUGGUGGACAUCGAGGAUCUGACCAGACACGCUGAAAGUCAGCAGAAGCACAUGGCAGAGAAGAUGCCGGCAAAAUGAACCCCGGAGUCCCAGGAGCAGAGCUCAAGCGAUACUUCAUUUUGCUUCUGUGUGUGUCCAAGCUCUGAUGUCCACGGUGGCGCACAAGAAAACCAGUGUUAGUCAUUGACCAUGUCUGAAGCUUUAUGUCCGGUGAUUGGCCUCUGCUUCUUAAUUUAUUUUAAUUUUUUUACUCGUGCCACUAAAUAUCAGGCAUUUUAAUAAUAUUAUUACAGAAAAUGUACAGUACUUAUAACAUUAUAAAUCAUGGGUGAGAAGAAAGGGUAGUUUAACUUUAUUUUUGUUUGUUUAGAGAUUUUCAUUUGAAUGAAAUUUUACCAUUGACUACUUUUUUAUUCUUCACUGUAGUUUUAAAAUAAAGAAACUGUACUUGACGGUGCUAUACAAGUCAAAAAAUACAUGCCUGCCUCGUAGUGAAGUUGUAGCUUUCAGUAAUAUGUAUAUUUUAAUCAGUUUUCAACAUUUUGUGAAUGUUGACUACCUGACAUGCAUUUUUAGAUGUACUAUUAACAUUCAGUUGGAUUCAGAGAGUUACCUUGAAAGUUUUAUGUAUAAAUAUGUAAAAUAAAAAUUUAAAAAAUUGUUUCAUAUGAUACGUCUUUUUGUUGCCUAGUGGUUGACUUUGGUGAUGCACCAGUAAUGUAUUCCUCGAACCAAAUGUGCAAUUCCUAAUUUGUCAUCACCAGAAAAAGCCUUUUUUUUUUUUUUGCCAAUCACAUGAAAUUAUGGAAAGAAGACAGGAUUUUUGUAGAGUUAUUUAUUUGUAAGUUCAUAAUGUAUGUAUGACAUGGACUUAAGAGAUUCUUCUAUAAAAACAUUCACUGGGCCCUAAUAUUGUGACUAUUGUUAGAAUAAGCAGGCACAUACUAUAAAUGGGUUCUUUUUCUAUUUUAUUGUCUAGGCUAAAUAUUUAAAUGACUCACCAAUGUCAGAAAUAAAAAAGAAAAUCUAUGUUAACAAUCAAAGCAGCAUAUUAAAUGUAUUAUAUAUGGUAAUUGCUCACCUCUCUGCCUUCGGGUUGGGCUCCCCGUUAGCAGCCGUAUUCAUCACCCGAGUGCUGGAUGUGUCCUCCCCUGCGCGUACAGGAAGAGGGACACGGGGAGACUAAUAGGUCUGUCUCCAUCCCUCAUUUAUUUGAUUUAAUGCUGGAACAGCUCGGCCAGCCCCUUCCUAAGGCUGCCCAGCCAUAGCCAGCAGCAGACAUGCAUCUCACACACACCAGCUUUUUACAUUUUCAUUCUUUUUUCCUUGGGGGCAAAUUCAUCUUAGCGAAGGGUCUGGCUAAUGACUUAUUCAGGGUGUUUUCAGAAAAGCAUGAGCUGCAUUAAAAUUUCAUCCCCUACCAAGAAUGUAUUUUAUAAAAUGAUUAUUUCCCCCUUCUUUUCGCACAUUACGGAAGUGCCAGCCCUUAGCGGGGCAGGGCAGGAGAGGGUUGAUUUAACUUAGGAUUGUUUUUCUUUUCCCCGGAGGAAAUGCUCCGGGGGCAUUCCAGUGGACAGUCCCUAGCCUGCAGCCCCCGUGGGGGGCCAAGUCCUGUGUCCCUGGUGGGCAGUGUCCCCUGAGCAGGGAGCUGUGCCUGCCCCAGGGGGGUGGCUUUAACAGAGAGAUGCUGGGAUGGGUUCAGCUGCAGACCAGGGAUGAUGUAAACUCUUUUAUUUUGCUUUUAUUUUCUUUACACUUUACUUGCAGAAAAAUAUAUAUAUAUUGGGGGUGUUAGUCUCCCUGUAGCUCUUGGUUGGCUUGAUGCUGUUGCCUGCAUGUGGGGAGACCUGCUGGGUUUUAUGUUUCUGCUCUGUAAAAGGCUGUGUUUGCAAUGCUCUGAGGCUAAAAUCAUCUCUGUGGAGCACAGAGCUGGUGCCCCCAUCAGAAGCAGCUGUUCAGGUAUUGGUGAGGAGGUGCAUGCCACUGGAUUUAAAGUAUGGACAGCAAAAUCCCCAGAUAUGAAAAGGUUGCUCUCAGCUUUCAAAAGAAAAAAAAAGCCAGAAAGCCCCGGGUGCUCCCAGGGAACCCCCCACAGCCUCCAGCAGCAUCAUCCCUGGCAUCGCACCCACCACGGCCCAGCUGUGGGGCACCAGGGUGAGGCAGCCUGGUCAGGCUGGAGUUUUGUUCCCUUGCUAAGUGCCUUUAACUUGCUGAAGAGAACUAGUUAUUCCAGUCACCUAUUGCUGGUUUUCCCCCUUACGCCCUUUGGGGGUUGGGGUGUUUUUUUAAGAAAAAGCGUGUUUCUGGGUAACUGCAUCUCCUUGGCUCUGUGUCCCAUGUACUGAGGUGUCAUGCUGGUGUGUAUGAUGGCAAUGCUGUGGAAUUAAUGGAUUAAAUGACGUUUUUAAAAGA
Strigops habroptila (Kakapo) is the source of this 3930-nucleotide messenger RNA. RefSeq names its product schwannomin-interacting protein 1. Lineage: Eukaryota; Metazoa; Chordata; Aves; Psittaciformes; Psittacidae. Gene Ontology annotation, cellular component: plasma membrane; cell junction. The coding region runs from base 64 to 1596 and encodes 510 amino acids. The record is from RefSeq and is a predicted model, not a curated record. The transcript has 11 exons. Gene Ontology annotation, biological process: positive regulation of hippo signaling.